AUGGGGGAGAUGGAGCAGCUGAGGCAGGAAGCGGAGCAGCUCAAGAAGCAGAUUGCUGAUGCCAGGAAAGCCUGUGCGGACACCACCCUAGCUGAGCUUGUGUCUGGCCUAGAGGUGGUGGGACGAGUCCAGAUGCGGACACGGAGGACAUUAAGGGGACACCUGGCCAAGAUCUAUGCCAUGCACUGGGCCACUGACUCUAAGCUGCUGGUAAGUGCCUCGCAGGAUGGGAAGCUGAUCGUGUGGGACACUUACACCACUAACAAGGUGCAUGCCAUUCCACUGCGUUCCUCCUGGGUCAUGACCUGUGCCUAUGCACCAUCAGGGAACUUUGUGGCGUGUGGGGGUCUGGACAACAUGUGUUCCAUCUACAGCCUCAAAUCCCGUGAGGGUAAUGUUAAGGUCAGCCGGGAACUCUCUGCUCACACAGGUUAUCUCUCCUGUUGCCGUUUCCUGGAUGACAACAACAUUGUGACCAGCUCUGGGGACACCACGUGUGCCUUGUGGGACAUUGAGACAGGGCAGCAGAAGACGGUGUUUGUGGGACACACUGGAGACUGCAUGAGCCUGGCUGUGUCUCCAGACUACAAACUCUUCAUUUCGGGUGCUUGUGAUGCCAGCGCAAAGCUCUGGGAUGUGAGGGAAGGGACCUGCCGCCAGACUUUCACUGGCCAUGAAUCCGACAUCAAUGCUAUCUGUUUCUUUCCCAAUGGAGAGGCCAUCUGCACUGGCUCAGACGAUGCUUCCUGCCGUCUGUUUGACCUGAGGGCAGACCAAGAACUGACCGCCUAUUCCCACGAGAGCAUCAUCUGCGGCAUCACGUCAGUAGCCUUCUCGCUCAGUGGUCGCCUGCUCUUCGCAGGUUACGAUGACUUCAACUGCAAUGUCUGGGACUCUUUGAAGUGUGAGCGUGUAGGCGUACUCUCUGGCCACGAUAACAGAGUCAGCUGCCUGGGGGUCACAGCUGAUGGUAUGGCUGUGGCCACUGGUUCCUGGGACAGCUUCCUCAAAAUCUGGAACUAA
Molecule: messenger RNA, 1023 nt
Organism: Chionomys nivalis (European snow vole)
Lineage: Eukaryota; Metazoa; Chordata; Mammalia; Rodentia; Cricetidae
Gene: Gnb3
Product: G protein subunit beta 3
Exons: 9
Coding region: 1-1023 (340 amino acids)
Biological process (GO): G protein-coupled receptor signaling pathway
Cellular component (GO): heterotrimeric G-protein complex; cytoplasm
Molecular function (GO): signaling receptor complex adaptor activity; protein binding
Source: RefSeq, a predicted model, not a curated record